This is a messenger RNA of Telopea speciosissima, 2234 nucleotides long. RefSeq names its product ruBisCO large subunit-binding protein subunit beta, chloroplastic. Bases 67 to 1836 code for a protein of 589 amino acids. Gene Ontology annotation, biological process: protein refolding. Lineage: Eukaryota; Viridiplantae; Streptophyta; Magnoliopsida; Proteales; Proteaceae. The record is from RefSeq and is a predicted model, not a curated record. The transcript has 14 exons. Gene Ontology annotation, molecular function: ATP-dependent protein folding chaperone; ATP binding. Gene Ontology annotation, cellular component: chloroplast stroma.
UGCAGCUCCCAUAGUAGCAGUCCAUUCUUGGCUAACUGAAACUGAAAGCCUGAAACUUGAGCAACCAUGGUGGUUUGUUCGCCUUCUCCCAUUUCUACAGCUUUUUUCUCCAAUCUAACGCAACCCACUUCAACUAAAACGAACUUCUUUACUCCUUGCACAAGGGCUAUGGCUAAAGAGCUUUACUUUAACCAUGAUGGUUCAGCCACAAAGAAGCUUAAGGCAGGGGUAGACUUGGUUGCUGACUUGGUUGGGGUGACACUGGGCCCUAAAGGUAGGAAUGUGGUUCUGGAGAACAAGUAUGGACCUCCUAAGAUUGUUAAUGAUGGUGCUGCUGUCCUCAAGGAGGUUGAAUUAGAGGAUCCAUUGGAGAAUGUUGGAGCAAAGUUAGUGAGGCAAGCUGGUGCAAAAACUAAUGAUCUUGCUGGUGAUGGUUCCACCACUUCUGUUGUUCUUGCUCAAGGUCUAAUUGCUGAGGGUCUGAAGGUUAUAGCAGCAGGUCUGAAUCCUAUUCAGAUCUCACGAGGGAUUGAAAAGACUGCAAAGGCCCUAGUUUCUGAACUCAAGUCAAUGUCCAGAGAGGUUGAAGAUCACCAGCUUGCAGAUGUGGCUGCAGUCAGUGCAGGGAAUGAUUAUGUGUUAGGAAACAUGAUUGCAGACGCUCUUCAACGAGUUGGGAGGAAGGGUGUAGUCACCAUUGAGAAAGGGAAAUCCAUCGAGAACAGCCUGCAGAUUGUAGAAGGAAUGCAAUUUGAUCGUGGAUACUUGUCUCCUUACUUUGUUACAAACAGGCAGAAGAUGUCAGUGGAAUUUCACAACUGCAAGUUGCUUUUGGUCGACCAAAAAAUCACAAACCUGAAGGAGUUGUUUACAAUACUGAAUGAUGCAGUAAAGGAGAAGUACCCAAUUGUGAUAGUUGCAGAGGGCAUUGAGCAGGAAGCUCUGGCUCCAAUAAUUAGGAACAAACUCAAGGGUGUGCUGAAGGCAGCUGCUAUUAAAGCUCCUGCCUUUGGAGAACGCAAGAGCCACUACUUAGAUGACAUUGCUAUCUUGACUGGAGGUACUGUAGUCAGGGAUGAAAUGGGGCUAAUCUUAGAAAAGGUUGGAAAAGAGGUAUUGGGCACUGCUGUUAAGGUGGUGAUAACUAAGGAUUCAACAUUGAUAGUUACUGAUGGAAAUACUCAACCAGCUGUUGACAAAAGGGUUUCUCAGAUUCGAAGCCUUGUUGAGAACACAGAAGAAAAUUUUCAAAAGAAUAUUCUAAAUGAAAGAAUAGCAAGGUUAUCUGGUGGAAUAGCUAUUCUUCAGGUUGGAGCACAAACAGAGGUUGAAUUGAAGGAUAAGCAACUAAGAAUUGAAGAUGCUUUGAAUGCAACCAAGGCAGCUAUUGAGGAAGGUGUUGUGGUCGGUGGAGGCUCUAGCCUGUUGAGGCUUUCUUUGAUGGUGGAUCAUAUCAAGGAUAUUUUGGACAAUGAAGAGCAAAAGAUUGGAGCCGACAUCUUUAAAAGAGCUUUAACCUAUCCAUCAAGAUUGAUAGCUAAAAACGCAGGUGUAAAUGGCAGUGUUGUGGUAGAGAAGGUUCUAUCCAUUGAUGAUGUAAGGUAUGGAUAUAAUGCUGCAAAAGGCUGUUUUGAAGAUUUGCUUGCUGCUGGAAUUAUUGAUCCAACAAAGGUGGUUAGAUGCUGCUUGGAACAUGCUGCAUCUGUUGCUAAGACUUUUCUUACAUCUGAUGUUGUUAUUGUUGACAUCAAGGAAUUACAUGCAAUUCCUAUGAGAAAGCCAAUUCCAAAUUCAGGUGUUGGGCCUAUAGGAUUUAAGUCUGAUGGCAUGAGUUAAAAGGACAGAUCUUCAGUCUUCACACUUAAAAAAUCUCUUCUAUGCAGUCCUUCAAAUUUAGAAGAUGGUACUUCAGAAGAAGAGGCUGAAUCAGAUGACCUACUAAAAUUUCUGAGGUUGCUGGUUAUUGGUCAGUCAGCUCACUUGUCAUAACAAAUGCUUCCUGUUAGACAAAAGAGCUUUUUUGUAUACCCAAACUACAUUGUGGAAGAGGAUUUAUCAGAGGGGGUGGUGUCAAGCAAGGUUGGGAUUGUACCUUUUUUACCUGAGUUUUUACAGGCAUUUUAGCUUCAUCCUGUGAUAAUGGUCCAAAGUGCUAGAGGGUUUUUUUCCCCCUCCAAUACUGAAGAACAAAAGACACAGCAAAGGCUACUUUGGGAGAUUCAGUAUCUUAAAAU